AUGCUACUUCUAUUACAAGUCAUUUCGAGCAUCGAGCAGAAGACCGACACCUCCGACAAGAAGUUGCAGCUGAUCAUGGAUUAUCGGGAGAAAGUGGAGUCGGAGCUGAGGUCCAUCUGCACCACGGUCCUGGAAUUGUUGGAUAAAUAUUUAAUAGCCAAUGCAACUAAUCCAGAGAGUAAGGUCUUCUAUCUGAAGAUGAAGGGAGAUUAUUUCCGGUAUCUUGCUGAAGUAGCAUGUGGCAAUGCUCGAAAACAAACGAUAGAUAAUUCCCAAGGAGCCUACCAAGAGGCAUUUGAUAUAAGCAAGAAAGAGAUGCAGCCUACACAUCCAAUCCGCCUGGGUCUGACCCUUAACUUUUCUGUAUUUUACUAUGAGAUCCUUAAUAAUCCAGAGCUUGCCUGCACACUGGCUAAAACGGCUUUUGAUGAGGCCAUCGCAGAGCUUGAUACACUGAAUGAAGACUUCUACAAAGACAGCACCCUCAUCAUGCAGUUGCUUAGAGACAAUUUAACAUUAUGGACAUCGGACAGUGCAGGAGAAGAAUGUGAUGCAGCGGAGGGGGCCGAAAACUAAAGGCAUCCAGGGUGCUGUCCUUCGUCCCCUCAAGAAAACCUUUUUACAUCUCCAUUCCUUAUUUCACUUGGAUUUCCUCCAGCAAGG
Arvicola amphibius (Eurasian water vole) is the source of this 663-nucleotide messenger RNA. Its product is annotated as 14-3-3 protein theta-like. Gene Ontology annotation, cellular component: cytoplasm. Lineage: Eukaryota; Metazoa; Chordata; Mammalia; Rodentia; Cricetidae. Gene Ontology annotation, biological process: signal transduction. The transcript has 2 exons. Bases 1 to 576 code for a protein of 191 amino acids. The record is from RefSeq and is a predicted model, not a curated record.